GGGAUGUCACACGGAAAACGUCCGGAACACACAGCUCCACCUGAACUUUAUUACAAUGAAAAAGAAGCACAGAAAUAUACCUCGAACUCACAUAUUAUAGAAAUCCAAACAAAAUUGUCUGAGAGGGCACUGGAACUCUUGGCGUUGCCUGAAGAUCAACCAGCAUUGCUGCUAGACCUGGGUUGCGGUUCCGGACUUAGUGGUGAAGUUCUCUCUGAAAAUGGUCACAUGUGGGUAGGCAUUGACAUCAGCGAGGCCAUGCUUGACGUCGCCCAGGAACGCGAAUGCGAAGGGGACCUUCUGUUGGGCGACAUUGGAACAUACCUGCCCUUCCGCAGCGGCGCCUUUGACGGUGCUGUGAGCAUUUCUGCCGUGCAGUGGCUAUUCAACUCGGAGACCUCCAGUCAAAAUCCACUCAAGCGCAUUAGGACCUUUUUCUCCUCACUCUACGCCUGUCUUUCGCGUGGCGCGCGGGCAGUUUUGCAGUGUUACCCCGAGAGUUCACAGCAGCUGGAUCUUUUGCAAACUGAGGCUGUUAGGGCGGGAUUUACUGGUGGCAUCGUUGUUGACUUUCCCAACAGCACAAGAGCAAAAAAAUAUUUCCUUGUCCUCGACGUCGGUGUGGCCAGGACGGUUCCAUCAGCACUCACCGGCAAGGCCAAUCCCAACACCAUCGCUGUGAUUGAACGCGACCGUCUGCACGACCUUCGCGAGGCACGGACCAAUCGGAAAUGUCCCAAGAAGAGUGCCGCUUGGAUUAGGCAAAAGAAGGAGCUAGCGCGAAGGCGUAUGAAGGACGUCGCUCACGACUCCAAAUACACCGGCCGCAAACGGCGCCCUCGUUUCUAG
Messenger RNA from Mesocestoides corti, 849 nucleotides. Lineage: Eukaryota; Metazoa; Platyhelminthes; Cestoda; Cyclophyllidea; Mesocestoididae. The record is from the annotation of a GenBank genome assembly.